This is a messenger RNA of Plasmodium reichenowi, 1647 nucleotides long. RefSeq names its product COBW domain-containing protein 1, putative. The transcript has a single exon. The record is from RefSeq and is a predicted model, not a curated record. NCBI's taxonomy places the organism in Eukaryota, Apicomplexa, Aconoidasida, Haemosporida, Plasmodiidae. Gene Ontology annotation, cellular component: cytoplasm. The coding region runs from base 1 to 1647 and encodes 548 amino acids.
AUGAUUGGGAUUACAAUAAUCACCGGUUUCUUAGGAGCAGGGAAAACUACACUGCUAAAAAAUUUAUUAAAUGAAAGUAUUGAGAAAGAUAAAAAAAUUGCAAUAAUUCAUAAUGAAUUUACGGAAAAGAACAACAAUAUUGACAAAAUAGUUUUUAAGGAUAUAAAUGAUAUAUAUAACAUUCCAAAAAUUAAAGAAGAUGAUAAAAAUAAUGUAAAUAAUAAUUUAAAAGAAGAUAUACAAAAAAAUAAAAAUGAAUUAAGAAUAAUAAACGAAAUAGAUAGUGAAGAAGGUUUCAUAUAUGAACUUAAUAAUGGCUGUUUAUGUUGUUCAAAUAAAAGUAAUUUUGUUAAAUUGAUAGAAAAUAUUUUAUCAUUAAAAACUAAGUAUGAUUAUAUAUUUGUAGAAGUUUCAGGCGUUUAUGAUAAUAUACAAAUUAACAAUUUAUUAUGGUUAGAUGAACUUAAUAAGUCAAAAAUAUAUUUAGAUAGUAUUAUACAUAUAGUAGAUUCAUAUCAUUUUAUUAAAUAUUAUAAUAAACAAGAAAUAAAACAAAAUACUAAGGACACAUUAUCUAAUGAAAUUAAUCAUGAACAUGAAAAAAAAAAAAAAAAUGAAGCCAACAUAUAUCAUAAUGAAAAAAAAAAACAAAAUGAAGCCAACAACUUUGGUCCUAAUGAACAAACUCCAGAAUAUGAACAAAUUAUGGUAUCAGAUGUUAUAAUAUUAAAUAAAAUCGAUAAAUUAAAUCAACACAAUAUAAAUGAACUAAAAAUUUUUAUCCAUAAACUAAAUCCCAUUAGCACUAUAUACACAACUAGCUAUUGUUAUGUACCUAUAGAAAAUAUAACAAACCUAAAAUGUUAUGAAAAAAAAAAUAUAAAAAAUAUUAUAAUUAAUAAUACCAAAGUAGAAAAUGUUGUUUCUUUUCAUUAUAAUGAUUUUCAUAAUAUGACUUUUCAUUUUGACCAUGACAUAUCUUCAUUAAUACAAUUAAGUGAUCUUUUAAAUAAAAUGAAAAAUAAUUUUAUAAAACAAAAGGAUACAAAUAUAUUAAAACAAAUUGUAACAAUACUCAAGAAUAAAAAUAUUUUUUCAUAUAAAAAAAUUAAUCAUAUUUUAGCUACCCUUUUAUGGAAUAGCAAAUUACAGAUAUAUCGUGGUAAAGGUGUUUUUGUUGCUUUUAAUGAUGAUAUUUAUAACAAUAAACAUAAAAUCAAAUUGAAUAUUUAUUAUUAUCAAAGUGUGGGAGAUUUAUACGAAAUUAAUCAUGUAAUGACUGAUAUACAUACAUUUUUUCAAACUUAUGUAACUAAAAGUAUAAAGGAAAACGAAAAAAUACACACCAACAACAAUAAUAAUAAUAAUAAUAUAAACAUUAUUUAUAAUAAUAUUAAUAAUGAAAAUACACAGACCGAAUUUAACAUUAAUAAUAUUAAUUAUAAUCAUGAAGAGCACACAUGUGAUGAUCUUUUAGAAUUCGAAAAUUAUAUAUCUGAUGAUUCUUCUUGUAGUGAAAAUAAUGAAUAUAAUAUAAACAAUAUUUUGAAUAAUACGCAUAUUUUUACUUCCAGAUUUUUAUUUAUAGGGAAAAACAUAAACAUGGAAGAUAUAAAAAAUAAGCUUGAUGAUUGUUUGUACAAAUAA